AUGUCAAUAAUUAACGUAAAUAGCAGCUCAGAUGUAACAGAAUUUAUUUCAGCAAAUAUAGAUGAAAAUACUGAGAAAAAUAGUAAUGGUCCUUUAAAAUUGGAGCAUCUCUUAUCAAGUGGUCUUACGAAAAGAGAUUUGGAUCUAUUACGAGAAAAUGGAUACCAUACAGUAGAGUGUUUAGCUUAUGCUCCUAAAAGAAGUUUGCUAUGUAUAAAGGGUAUAAGUGAACAAAAGUGUGAAAAAAUUAAAACAGCAUGUAAAGAUUUAGUUGCUAUGGGAUUUUGUAGUGGAUCAGAGUAUCUUCAAGCACGAACAAACUUGAUAAGAUUUACAACUGGUUCUAAACAGCUCGAUAGACUUUUACAGGGUGGGAUUGAGACUGGAAAUAUAACUGAGAUCUUUGGAGAAUUUAGAACAGGGAAAACUCAACUUUGUCAUACAUUAGCAGUUACCUGUCAACUACCAGUUGAACAUAAUGGUGGUGAAGGUAAAUGUUUAUGGAUUGAUACUGAAGGUACAUUUCGUCCAGAGAGGAUUGUACAAAUAGCUGAGAGAUUCUCAUUGAAUGCAUCUGACUGCCUAGAUAAUAUAGCAUAUGCACGUGGUUUCAAUACAGAACAUCAAAUGGACUUACUUCAGUCAGCUGUUGCAAUGAUGUCUGAGUCAAGAUUCGCAUUGAUGAUUGUUGAUAGUGCUACAGCACUAUACAGAUCUGAAUAUAAUGGACGAGGUGAAUUAGCAUCAAGACAGAGCCACUUAGGCCAAUUUUUACGUGGGCUGCAGAAGAUUGCUGAUACCUUUGGAGUUGCAGUAAUCAUUACUAAUCAGGUUAUGUCGAAAGUAGAUGCAAUGGCUGCAAUAUUUCAAAAUGAUAAAGUACCAAUUGGGGGCAAUAUAAUCGCACAUGCUUCACAGACAAGAUUAUACCUAAAGAAGGGGCGUGCAGAAACUAGAAUAUGCAAAAUAUAUGACUCACCCAAUUUACCGGAAGGAGAUACUGCAUUUGCAAUUACAGAAGGUGGAAUAAAUGAUCCUAAUGAUGAAAAAAGCUAA
Molecule: messenger RNA, 1056 nt
Organism: Cryptosporidium muris RN66
Lineage: Eukaryota; Apicomplexa; Conoidasida; Eucoccidiorida; Cryptosporidiidae
Product: Rad51 protein, putative
Exons: 1
Coding region: 1-1056 (351 amino acids)
Biological process (GO): mitotic recombination-dependent replication fork processing; mitotic recombination; DNA recombinase assembly
Cellular component (GO): condensed nuclear chromosome
Molecular function (GO): DNA strand exchange activity; single-stranded DNA binding; ATP binding
Source: RefSeq, a predicted model, not a curated record